This is a messenger RNA of Meriones unguiculatus (Mongolian gerbil), 4358 nucleotides long. RefSeq names its product patatin like phospholipase domain containing 6 (gene Pnpla6). The record is from RefSeq and is a predicted model, not a curated record. Gene Ontology annotation, molecular function: phosphatidylcholine lysophospholipase A1 activity. Gene Ontology annotation, cellular component: endoplasmic reticulum. Gene Ontology annotation, biological process: phosphatidylcholine metabolic process. NCBI's taxonomy places the organism in Eukaryota, Metazoa, Chordata, Mammalia, Rodentia, Muridae.
GAUCGUCUCCCGCACAUGCGCGCUCGCAGAACUACGUCUCCCAGCGUCCACCGCGGCCCCGCCACCCGGAAGCGCGCAUCCCCGUCCGCCCCGGGAGGCCGAGAGGCGCCUGCGAUCGUCCCCGCCGGCUGCGCGAUGGCGUCCGCGGGCGACGAGGCCCCGGAUGCGGCCCCCGCGACCCCGCCCUGCCCCGCGCAGCCGGUGCCCUUCGUCCCGCAGCUGCUGGGCGUCGUAGUGGGCGCCGCCGCCGCCGUGGUGCUCACCGCGGUGCUCCUCCUGCUGCUCGCGCGGCGCCUGCGCGUGCAGAAGGCCCCCGCCCCCGAGGCCCCGCGCUAUCGCUUCCGGAAGCGCGACAAAGUGCUCUUCUAUGGCCGGAAGAUCAUGAGGAAGGUCUCCCAGUCCACGUCCUCCCUGGUCGACGCCUCCGCCUCCACCGCGUCUCGUCCGCGCAUGAGGAAGAAGCUGAAGAUGCUGAACAUCGCCAAGAAGAUCCUGCGCAUCCCCAAGGAGACGCCGACGCUGCAGCGCAAGGAGCCGCCGCCGUCCGUGCUCGAGGCCGACCUGACCGAGGGCGACGUGGCCGGGUCCCACCUCCCCUCCGAGGUGCUCUACAUGCUGAAGAACGUCAGGGUGCUCGGCCACUUCGAGAAGCCGCUCUUCCUGGAGCUCUGCCGGCACAUGGUGUUCCAGCGCCUGAGCCAGGGGGAGCACGUGCUGCGGCCGGGAGCGCCCGACGCCAGCAUCUACGUGGUCCAGGACGGGCUGCUGGAGCUCUGCCUGCCGGGGCCCGACGGGAAGGAGUGCGUGGUGAAGGAGGUGAUGCCGGGAGACAGCGUCAACAGCCUCCUCAGCAUCCUGGACGUCAUCACGGGCCACCAGCACCCGCAGCGCACGGUGUCGGCCCGGGCGGCCCGAGACUCCACGGUGCUGCGUCUCCCGGUCGAGGCCUUCUCGGCCGUCUUCACCAAGUACCCGGAGAGCCUGGUGCGCGUGGUGCAGAUCAUCAUGGUGCGGCUGCAGAGAGUCACCUUCCUGGCGCUGCACAACUACUUGGGCCUCACCAACGAGCUCUUCAGCCACGAGAUCCAGCCUCUGCGGCUCUUCCCCAGCCCCGGGAUCCCGGCCCGCACCAGCCCCGUGCGCGGCUCCAAGCGGCUCAGCGCCUCGGCCGCCGAGGACGCCCGCGACCCGGGUUCGAGGCCCGCCGAGCCCGCCGGGGCCCCGCUGCCCGGGCCCGCAGGGGACCCCACGAAGCCCGAGGCCCCCACGGCCCCCUCGGGGGCCCCUCUGCUGAGCCGCUGCGUCUCCAUGCCGGUGGACAUCGCAGCCCUGCAGGGUCCGCGCUCCGACUUCGACAUGGCCUACGAGCGAGGACGCAUCUCCGUGUCGCUGCAGGACGAGGCGGGGGCGCCAGGGUGAGCGGGCCCCCAGCCCCCCAUCGCUGAGCCCCGCGAGCAGCCGGCCGGCGCCUGCGAGUGCAGCUUCGAGGACGAGGCCGGCGGCUGCCCCUUCCCGCCCGAGCACGGACGCCAGAGCAGCAUGUUCGAGGCCGCCAAGAGGGAACUCGCCAAGCUGAUGCGCCUGGAGGACCCGUCGCUGCUGAACACCCGCGUCCAGCUGCAUCACGCCAAGGCCGGCACCGUGAUCGCGCGCCAGGGCGACCAGGACGCCAGCCUCCACUUCGUGCUCUGGGGCUGCCUGCACGUGUUCCAGCGGCUGAUCGACCGCGCGGACGAGGUGUGCCUGUUCGUGGCGCAGCCCGGCGAGCUGGUGGGGCAGCUGGCGGUGCUCACGGGGGAGCCGCUCAUCUUCACGCUGCGCGCCCAGCGCGGCUGCGCCUUCCUGCGCAUCUCCAAGUCGGCCUUCUACGAGAUCAUGCGCGCGCAGCCCAGCGUGGUGCUGAGCGCGGCCCACACCGUGGCCGCCCGCAUGUCGCCCUUCGUGCGCCAGAUGGACUUCGCCAUCGACUGGACGGCGGUGGAGGCGGGGCGCGCGCUGUACAGGCAGGGCGACCGCUCCGACUGCACCUACAUCGUUCUCAACGGGCGCCUGCGCAGCGUCAUCCAGCGGGGCAGCGGCAAGAAGGAGCUGGUGGGCGAGUACGGGCGCGGGGACCUGGUGGGCGUGGUGGAGGCGCUGACCCGGCAGCCCCGGGCCACCACGGUGCACGCGGUGCGGGACACGGAGCUGGCCAAGCUGCCCGAGGCGCUGGCCCACAUCAAGCGGAGACACCCGCAGGUGGUGACGCGCCUCAUCCACCUGCUGAGCCAGAAGAUCCUGGGGAACCUGCAGCAGCUUCAGGGGCCCUUCCCGGGCCCCGGCGUGCCGCAGCCCUCGGAGCUGACCAACCCCGCCAGCAACCUGUCGACGGUGGCGGUGCUGCCCGUGGGCGCCGAGGUGCCCAUGGCCGCCUUCACGCUCGAGCUGCAGCACGCGCUGCGCGCCAUCGGUCCCACGCUGCUGCUCAACAGUGACAUCAUCCGGGCGCGGCUGGGGGCGUCGGCGCUGGACAGCAUCCAGGAGUUCCGGCUCUCGGGGUGGCUGGCGCAGCAGGAAGACGCCCACCGCAUCGUCCUCUACCAGACGGACGCGUCCCUCACGCCCUGGACCCUGCGCUGCCUGCGCCAGGCCGACUGCAUCCUCAUCGUGGGGCUCGGGGACCAGGAGCCCACGGUGGGCCAGCUGGAGCAGAUGCUGGAGAGCACCGCCGUGCGCGCCCUGAAGCAGCUCGUGCUCCUGCACCGCGAGGACGGCCCGGGCCCCGCGCGCACCGUCGAGUGGCUCAACAUGCGCAGCUGGUGCUCGGGACACCUGCACCUGCGCUGCCCGCGCCGCAUUUUCUCCCGCCGCGGGCCCGCCAAGCUGCAAGAGCUCUACGAGAAGGUCUUCUCCCGCCGCGCCGACCGCCACAGCGACUUCUCCCGCCUGGCGCGGGUGCUCACGGGAAACACCAUCGCCCUGGUGCUGGGCGGGGGCGGGGCCAGGGGCUGCGCGCACAUCGGCGUGCUGAAGGCGCUGGAGGAGGCGGGCGUCCCCGUGGACCUGGUGGGCGGAACCUCCAUCGGCUCCUUCAUCGCCGCCCUCUACGCCGAGGAGCGCAGCCAUGGCCGCACCCGCCAGCGCGCCCGGGAGUGGGCCAAGGCCAUGACGUCGGUGGUGGAGCCCAUGCUGGACCUGACCUACCCCAUCACGUCCAUGUUCACCGGCUCCGCCUUCAACCGCAGCCUCCACCGCGUGUUCCAGGACAAGCAGAUCGAGGACCUCUGGCUUCCGUACUUCAACGUCACGACCGACAUCACGGCCUCCGCCAUGCGCGUUCACAAGGACGGCUCGCUGUGGCGCUACGUGCGGGCCAGCAUGACGCUGUCCGGGUACCUGCCCCCGCUGUGCGACCCCAAGGACGGGCACCUGCUCAUGGACGGCGGCUACGUCAACAACCUGCCCGCGGACGUGGCCCGCGGCAUGGGCGCGCGCACGGUGGUGGCGGUGGACGUGGGGCGGCAGGACGCGGCGGACGCGGGCGCCUACGGGGACGCGCUGUCGGGGUGGGGGCUGCUGUGGCGCCGCCUCAACCCCUGGGCGUCGCGGCCGCGCGCGCCCGACCUGGCGGAGAUCCAGUCGCGCCUCGCCUACGUCAGCUGCGUGCGCCAGCUGCAGCUCGUGCGCGCCAGCGCCUACUGCGAGUACCUGCGGCCGCCCAUCGACCGCUUCAAGACCAUGGACUUCGGCCGCUUCGACGCCAUCUGCGACGUGGGCUACGCGUACGGCGCCGCCGUGUUCGGGGGUUGGGCGCGCGGUGACGUCAUCGAGAAGAUGCUCACGGACCAGCGCUCCACGGACCUGAACGAGAGCCGCCGCGCCGACGUCCUCGCCUGCCCCAGCUCCGGCUUCACUGACCUCGCGGAGAUCGUGUCCCGCAUCGAGCCGCCGCCGGGAUGCAACGACGCCUGCGCGGACGGCGAGGAGUCCGACUGCCUGACGGAGUACGAGGAGGAGCUCGGCCCCGAGUGCUCCCGGGAUGAGGGCGGCUCCCCCGAGGGCGCCAGCCCGGGCGCCGACGCCGAGCCGGAGGACGACGCGGCGAGGACACUCCGGCAGCGGCGCUUCCCGCCCCAGGACGCCGGGGGACCCUGAGCGCACACGCGUGACCCACGCGUGACCCACGCGUGACCCCUGCACCGACGACCUCUGACCUCCCCCUCCCCCCCACCGAAACGCACGACCUCGCACGCGACCCCGGCGCUCGCCCGCUCGCUCGCUCGCUCCGGGAGGCGGAGGCCGGGGAGUGGCCGCGAGUGCGAGCCCGCGGGGACCCGGGACCAGGAAACCAAUAAAACGGGAAAAGAUCCCGGAGCGUG